AUGUCAAUGCCUUCCAGAAUCCCCACACUGCCUAACAGUAAAACUCCUCUAAAGCCGCUAAAUCGGCCAGCGGGUCAGAUAGCAAAUCUCAGACGGCGGAGCAGAGAAAUAACUGGCUUGAUUAAACCUAGUGUUCAUCUUACACCAUCGGGAUUGAGAUCAAUCGACAGAAGAGCAGCAGUUUCGCCUCCUCCCAAAAUUGCCAGAAGCACUCCUACUAGUGCCAUAAAAUGUCCGAUUCGACCGAAUGAUGAGAUAAAGAAGUUGGAAGAACGUUUGGAAAAGGUGUCAGCUGAGAACUCAUCUCACAAGGAGACCAUCCAGAACCAAGAUGAACUUCUAGUAGAUUUCCGAAGGAAAGUUGAAGAGGCGGACAAAUCAGUUAAACACUUCGAGGAACUUUUGGUAGAAAAGGAAAAUAUUCACAAACGUAAAGUAGAAGAGCUAGAAUCGAGAAUGGACUUAUUGAAAGAGAAGGUUGAACUGAAGGAAGAGAUUAUCGAAACGAAGAAUAUGAUGCUGGAGAAGAAACAAAUGCAAAUGGAUACUCUGAACAUGAAUCAUGAUCUUCUAAAGGAUGCUCACAGAGUAUUGAAUGAAGAAAAAGACGAAUUAAAAAGAGAACUGGAAGCAAAGGUUCGAGAGAUUAAAGCUUUGUGCGAAAUACAAGCGAGUCUACGUAGUGAGUUGAGGCAAUCUGAUUUGCUCUCCAGAAAACUUCUGAACGAUGUUGUGGAUUUGAGGGGUCAAAUAAGGAUCGCCAUUAGAGUACGCCCAGCUCUUCCCAAUGAAAACACAUCCAGCUCUCUAAACUAUCCCACACCAACUUCUAUUCGCCUUGACUCGAACGGGAAGUCGGUGUCGUUUAGAUAUCAGAAAGUGUAUCCACCGACUAUCAAUCAGAAAAUAAUCUUUGAAGAUGUAGAAGAACUUGUUCAUUCUUGCCUACACGGAUAUAAUGUGGCUAUUGUUGCCUAUGGACAGACGGGUAGUGGAAAAACGUAUACUAUGAUUGGAGGGUCCAAUGAACAAGAAGGUCUGAUUCCUCGAGCUGCGAAGAGCAUAUUUUUGAACAAGCACAAGUUGUUUGAGUUAGGAUGGACCUUUGAAAUCAAAGUUUCGUUCCUCGAAAUUUACGUAGAGGAAGUUUAUGAUCUGCUGAACAAUCGACGUCAAAUAGAUCUGAAGAUGGGAUCUGGUAACUGUACUGCUAGUGAUGCGACCAAAUUAGGAAUCAAUUCUGAAGAUGAUAUCACUGAGAUCUUGGUUACAGCCAGUAAAUGGCGAUCAGUUGCGGCAACCAAGUGUAAUGAACAAUCCAGUAGGAGCCAUGCAGUUUUCCAGAUGCACAUUGAAGCCACUAACGAAAUUCUGAAAACUAAACUAGAAUCAACACUCUCUUUGGUUGAUCUUGCUGGUUCCGAAAGAGCUAAGGAAUCAGGCUCAGGAGAUGACAAAGAUCGGUUCAAGGAAAUGACCUCUAUCAACUUGGGGUUAUCAAACUUACAAAAAUGCAUUCGAGCCCAAUUAACAAAGAGCCAACACAUUCCUUAUCGUGACUCCAAAUUAACAAUGUUGUUGAUGAGCAGUUUAGGUGGUGGAAAUUCCAAAACAAUGGUCAUUGUGGGUCUGAACCCUUCGAAUACACAAGAGGCUGAGUCCAAGAGGAGUUUGGAGUUCGCCCAGCAUAUGAGCAUGACAACCAUAGGAGCAGCUGUGAAGCAACACAAGUGA
This is a messenger RNA of Auanema sp. JU1783, 1734 nucleotides long. NCBI's taxonomy places the organism in Eukaryota, Metazoa, Nematoda, Chromadorea, Rhabditida, Rhabditidae. The record is from the annotation of a GenBank genome assembly.